Messenger RNA from Aspergillus lentulus, 2130 nucleotides. RefSeq lists its product as uncharacterized. The record is from RefSeq and is a predicted model, not a curated record. NCBI's taxonomy places the organism in Eukaryota, Fungi, Ascomycota, Eurotiomycetes, Eurotiales, Aspergillaceae. Gene Ontology annotation, biological process: carbohydrate metabolic process.
AUGGCCGGAAAAAGAAUUCUAUUCUUGCUUUUGGUGCCACAGCUUGCUCUGGGACGAAUUGACCGACAGCAUGUAGUGUCCAAGUAUAAUGUUGUUCGCACGAGUCUAAUCGACAAUGAAACGACGCCUCUCCAAGUGGGCAAUGGAAACUUUGCCUUUAAUGUUGAUAACACAGGCAUGCAGUCUUUUCUUCCAUUCAACACUUUGUCAAGCUGGGCGUGGCACAAUGAUUCAUUGCCAGCAAAUGGCGAGAAAAUCGAGGACUAUCACGGUGUGGCGAUGUUGACCCACGACCGCAACGUCUCCUAUGACAUUCCGGACCCCGGUCUACCACAAGCAUCGCAAUGGCUUAUUUCCAACCCGAACCGAAUCAACUUGGGACGAAUUGGGCUUCAGUACAAGGGCGAGUUCCUCACAGCGUCACAAAUUAGUGAUCCGCGUCAAGAACUGGAUCUGUGGAGCGGCGUUAUCACCUCCACUUUCAAAGUCGACGGUCAACUGGUGAAAGUGGUGACGCAGGGCGAUCUCGAAUCUGACUCGGCUGUUUUUGAGAUUCAGUCGGAUCUUCUCUUUUCUGGGGAUCUAACCGUUGGAUUAGAUUUUCCUUAUCCCCCAAUCCACUCGACAAAGUACAAAUAUGAGGUGUUUGUCGGCAGUUACGAUUUCCCGCAGAACCAUACCACGUCGAUUGUUAGAAAGACAGAGGACCGGGCACAUAUUUUCCAUCAGCUACAGGAGACAACAUACUUCGUGAAUCUGCGAUGGUUUGCUUCUUCUUUGCAAUUGUCUCGCGCGAGCAAUGCGACUCACCGCUAUACUCUUGCGCCGUCAUCCUCAUCUAUCCUGAAAUUCACUGCCAAUUUUGCGCUGGACAAGCAGGUGCCAGAUUCCCCAUCCGCUCUCCAACACCAAAUUCCCAUCGACUGGAAGAAAUACUGGACCCGUGGAGGGUUCGUCGACCUUACCGCAUCGUCCAAUCCUAAAGCGAAUGAACUUCAGCGUCGUAUUAUCCUGUCACUAUAUCAUGUACGGGUCAACAGUGCGGCGAAAGGACAGUCACCCCAGGAGAGUGGUCUGAUGAACAAUGGGUGGUAUGGUAAAUUCCAUAUGGAAAUGGUAGUCUGGCACAAUGCCCACUGGGCGACUUGGGGUCGGCAAGAACAUUUUGACAAUAUCUUUCCAGCAUUGUAUGAGAGCUUGUUGCCGUCGUCUCUUGCACGAGCCAAGGCUAUGGGGUGGGAUGGAGCACGGUGGCCCAAAAUGACCGAUAUUGAGAGUGGCAUCAGCUCACCUGGCGGUAUCAACGGCCUUCUCAUGUGGCAGCAGCCCCAUCCUAUGUAUCUUGCGACACUGGCGUAUCAAGCCUCACCAACACGCAAGACUCUUGAACGAUGGGAUCGCAUCUUGACAGCCACUGCAGACUAUAUGGCUUCAUAUGCUUGGAAGAAUGAGACCUCCGGUUACUAUGAUCUUGGACCGCCAGCAUACGGUGUCACCGAAAAUACUCCACCCACGCAGAGCCUGAAUCUAGCAUACGAGAUUGCCUACUGGCGAUACGGCCUGGAUGUCGCCCGCUCAUGGAAGAGAAAACUCGGCCAGCGAGUGCCCGAUUCAUGGACAACUGUUGCGGAGAAUCUAGCACCACCGCCUCAAGUCGACGGACUUUAUGCCGUCUAUCAAGGCCUGAAUAGCUCUUGGUGGAAUGAUACGUCUCUUACUAAGGAUCCUCGCAGCUUGAUUAUGUUGCAGGGUAUCCUGCCCGAUACGCCCUCAGUGGACGCUAAAGUCGCAUUGGCAACGGCAAAGAAGGUCUGGGAAGUCUGGACAGAUGACAAGAUCAGAGGAUGGGGGAGGCCUGUGCUCGCCAUCAACGCUGCUCGGGUUGGGAGCCCAGAGAGAGCUAUAGGGCAUUUAACCGCCUAUGACUAUUGGAUCUUCGAUGAUGCUGGAUUCGCUGUCCGUGGUGGCGAUGGUGGCACUCCUCCUCCCUUUAUGCCGGGGAACGCGGGUUUCUUGUAUGCCGUGGCAUAUAUGGCAGCUGGCUGGAACGGAUCCCACGGCGAUGCUCCGGGGUUCCCUUCUGAUGGCAGCUGGGUAGUGAAACAUGAAGGCCUACGCAAGGCGCCAUAG